Molecule: messenger RNA, 4731 nt
Organism: Limulus polyphemus (Atlantic horseshoe crab)
Lineage: Eukaryota; Metazoa; Arthropoda; Merostomata; Xiphosura; Limulidae
Product: leucine-rich repeat neuronal protein 3-like
Exons: 3
Coding region: 366-2381 (671 amino acids)
Cellular component (GO): extracellular matrix
Molecular function (GO): protein binding
Source: RefSeq, a predicted model, not a curated record
UAGAGCAGGCGAUCGCUUCCCAGAAUCGAUGACGACGUCGAGCAACCACUAUUCGCUCGGUGAAUUACCUACACAGAGACUGGCUUUCUUAUUCUCUGCAGCUGAUGUGAAGAAGGACAGUUUCUUAAAGAUUAUCCGAAAUAAUUGCUCCGACUUCUCUCAGAGCAGCCUGCAGGAACUGCAAAAACAGAAGGAUUCGUCAUAUAAUAUAUUAAAGAUCAGAGCCGUGUUCUCCCUACCUUUGAAUACUGUGUCUCAAACUAAAUACACAGAGAUUCCUCGAGCCUUCAAAAUCAUUUUUCACACUUCUUUGACGAUGACCAAAGUAUCAAUCAUUAAGGAAUUAAUUUGAAUAAUACACCAUCAUGACCACAUGGGUUGCCUUGGCAUUUCUUGUGCCACUAAUAGCAUGGACGGAAGUCUUUAGUUCGGAUAUCAGCUGUCCGGUUAUGUGUGACUGCUUAAUUCUUACAGUGAAUUGCUCAUCCCGUGGGUUAUUUAGUGUGCCUGCUGAAGUUCCUCUGAAGACGGAGUCUCUGCUUCUAUCUGAGAACCGAAUUACAGACUUCGACAACAAAAUGCCAUUUCUCCCUCGAUUAUUAGAACUGGACUUAUCUAUCAACCAAAUUAAGCAACUGGGUAGAGUCUCCAUUUUCCAAAACUUGACAGAGCUGCGAUUACUUGACCUAUCUAAAAAUAAAUUUCGAACCUUAUUCAACGGAGUCUUCUGUAGUUUACACAAAUUGGAAACUUUAGUCAUUGCAAACGGCCACCUCAAGUUUAUUGACGAACAUGUAUUUGAUGACAUGAGCAUGCUUAAACACCUGAAUCUGAAGGGAAAUUCAAUCCAUUCAAUGCCCAUAUCAUGGUUUUAUGAUUUAACGAACUUAGAAGUCCUAGAACUUGACCACAACGAGAUUUUCUAUUUAAACAGUGACACAUUUUCAGUAGUAAAUAACCUCCUCUACCUAUCUUUGUCUCAUAACAGAAUCAGAGGAAUUAACGAAAAUGCUUUUAUGGGUCUUCGUAAUCUAAAAACUUUGCUACUGAAUCACAACCACGUCACAGAAGUUCCUUCAGCAGCUCUUCAACCUCUGAAGCAACUGAAAGUUCUUGUUCUCGACGCCAACCCCAUUACUCAGCUGGGGACGAACAAUUUUAAUGGCUUUGCUGUUGAGGAGAUUUCGCUGUCCAACACAACUACUCUUCAGAUGGUAGACCGUGGAGCAUUCCGGGACUUAAUUAACCUGGAGAAGGUCUUUCUCCACAACAAUAUAAAUUUACAAUAUGUAGAUCCUCACGCUUUCAUCAAUGUCCCGAAACUAAAGAUUCUUUUGUUGCAUAAAAAUAACCUCUCAGCUUUGAGUCAUGAAAUCGUUAACCGACGUCCAACCGUCCAUCUCACCUUAUACGGCAACCCUCUUCUUUGUGAUUGUAACAUUCGUUGGAUCCGAAACACACUCGAACAAAGUGACAACUCUUCUGUAGUUUUCUUAGACUUGGACAAGUUAAGAUGCUCCCAGCAUCAUAAACUGAAUUUCUUCCCUCUCAAGUCCUUGGAUCUUGCCAAUAUUUCUGCUCAGUGUGAACCUGUCCUAGUUGACUCUCUUAAUGAAACUGUUGAAACAAAAAUUGGAGAGUCGCACGAAUUUGAAUGUCGUGCUUUUGGGAUUCCCCAGCCCAGAAUUUACUGGAUUUUACCAUCUGGGGCCGUGCUGAAUGAAUCAAACAACGGCCUACAGGUCCAGGGAAAACAUCCUGGUACAUUAGCUUUGUACCAUCUGAAGCCUAAACAUUCUGGAGUUUAUCAAUGUGUUGCCGAAAACAAAGUUGGUUUGGCAUCGAAGAACAUUGCUCUUCAGGUUGAAAAUGUAGACAUCGGUCUAUUUCCUCAGCGAGUGUCUUCCACAUUCGUGACAGUUGUGUGGAAUGGCACAGCGCGGAACAACUUUCCAGAGUAUGAUAUACUUUAUAGAAUUGAUAACCAACCAAGGGAGAAAUAUAAAACAGUCACAGUAAGUUAUGUGUACCGUUCAUAUACCAUCAAUAACCUUGAACCAGACACCAGUUACAAGUUCUGUAUUGCUGUAAAGGAUGAAGAAGAUGGUGACUACAUCCAGCUAUCUUGUACUCAUGUACAGACAAGAGACCUUAGUUUCAUCAUGCAAGGCAUCUACACUUCAAGCAAUGUAGCGGUUGCAGUGGUUCUAGGAAUUGUGGCUGGAUUAUUGCUAACCGUCUGUUUUGUUUCUGUGGUGGCCAAAAAGUACAGACAAAGGCAUUACGAAACACCCGAAAAAUCUCUCAUUAGUCAUAUGGCCCACGUUCCUCCAGAGAACUUUAAUAGCCCUUUGAUGUCAGGAGUUGGGUCUUGUAGAUAAAACAACAAGUAUUUUAUUGGAGGGCAGGUUGGUUUCUGUAUAUAUUAAUUUCAAAACGUAACGCAUAAGGACAAGUUGGUUUUUAACGUGUUGAGGAAAUAUGCUACAUUAAUUUUCAAGUAAAGAAUAUAUUAAUUCGCGAAGUUGGAUUACUUGACGUGUAUAGCAAGAGGGAAAAGAUAAAGCUGUACUAGAUCAAAUAGGUUCUUGAAAAACUCAAUAUUUGCCAACCAGGAUACGUUUAUUGCGGAAAUUAAACUGUUUUCAUUCUAAUGUACGAAUUCAUGGCAGGGUUUAUGAACGUACAGAAAAUUUCAUCUUGAUAGAUUGGUUUACAUAAACUAGUUUGAGUUUGCAGAAUCUUUUACCCUUGAAACAGAGAUUAUCAUAAAAACGUGUACGGUGGUUAACAAUGUUAUAUAACAGGUACUGCUUUCAAACGAAAAUUAUCGUUAUGAAAUAAACAAAUAUUAUUGUUUAUUAUUUUGGUAUUAUUCGUCCAAAUGUUCGAUAAUAAAAUUUUAUAAACCUUUUCAAUUUAUUGUUAUAGAUAUGCGCAUGUAAUAGGAGAGGAUGCUUUGCAAAAGAACCAUGUUUAUAUCUGGAAAGGUUGAAAUUAGACCAAUCUAACGUUUCCAAAAUUCUAACAUUUCUGGUUUUUUAUCUACGAUAAUUAUUUGGAGUUUUGAAUUGUAAUACCGUUUUUAAAGGCCAAAUUAUCAUGAUAUCUUUGUUGACAUUUCUCGAUUCAGAGAAAAAGGUUAUGCUUUCAAUUUCAUAAACAAUAUCUUUCAAUAAAAACAACUUGUAAAUUCAACAAAGAAAAAUAUAACUGGUAAAUCCUCCGACGUUUUGAUACCUGGGAAACUAGCAUUAAUAAAAUAUAAGUUAGUUAUUACUUAUCUUCUUUAGUGAGCUCUCAAAUCAAUAUGUUAUUCUAGUUUAAAAAAGUUAUGUUGGUACAUUCAAGACACAACAACAAAAUCCUGUAGUUUAAUUCUUUGUAAAUAAAUUUAACAACUUGAGUAAAAAUAUUGUUAUAUGCUAAAUAAACGUUUAUUCCUUAUUUAUCCUAAAAUUCAUAAUUACCUUUAGUGAUUAAGUAUGAUCAAUAUUCAGUGGUAAGUAUUGAGCAUAAUUAUCAUUAUAGUUCGGUUUAUUUUUAUUCGAGUUUUUUUUUUCUUUAAAGAAAAAUAACAAUCUUCCGCUUAAAUUACUCUAUUUAUAAAGAUGACCUGUAAGUUUUGCAUACUAAUUUCAUAAGCGACGUACGAUGAACUGUUUGCAGUGACAACUUCCGUAAGAAAAUUAAGGAUAAAACAGAAAAUAAAAUUAACAAGACAGUUUAUGGAUACGAUAAUUUGAGUACAAUUCUAGAAAAGUCUUUGUAAUUUGUAUAUCACGUCUAAGACUAAUUUACGUAAAAUCAGUUUUUUUUAGGAAACUUCUCAAUAUAUUUAUGUCGCUUUAAAUAUGUAAUUUUUUGGUACAAUUGCAGGAAAGUGUAUCAUCUCUACAAACACAAAACGAUUCUGAUUAUCGAUCCAAGAUUUGUGCUAAUAUAUUUCAAUAUUUAAUCUUACAAUCACUAUAUCGAUUUAACUUAGAAAUAUACACAGACCGGAAGCAGUGUAUUGUUUCAGAAACAAUAAAAAUGCUGUUCGUAUGACAUAUAUUUAUCUUGAACGCAGUAGCGUUUGAUCUAUAUGUGGCUGUUUUGUUUCCAUAAGUGCGUCUCAUAUCAAGUAAACUUCUUCAGUGCAUACAUAUAUAUCAAAGUUUUAAAUCAAAAGUAGUUUCAUCAACUUGUAAUUUCACAUUUCACAAAAAUCUUCAGUCUCACUUGAAUGCUGUUCCGAUAUACAUUAUUACUAAUCUCUUAUAAAGGUUCCAGUUUUCUUCGUAUGUAUUCUAUUGACGUUUUCCCAAUGGUCUGUAAGGUCUCUAGCAAAUACGAGCUUCUCCAGAAAAUAAAUGAUAACGUUGCAUUUAGGUUACGUUGCGAGGUAAAAGAUAAAAAGUAAAAUUUUUACAUGUUUCUCGAACAUUGCACGUUUACAGAGAGUAAAAUGAAAAAUAAAACGUAAACAAGUCUUAGAAAUGAAGAACAUUGUACGAAACUUCCAAGUAGCAUUUAUACUAAACAAACGGAAUACCUGAUGUUUUCAGGUGGAGAACUUGUUAGUCUUAAACUCCAAAAGCUGUAAUAUAAACUCCACGUAUGAUAUACCAACCCGAAUAUCCUAAAAAUAGAAGUAGGUGCUAUCUCCAUCGUUAAAAAUACUAUGUUUCUUGUUUUAAAAAAUGAGAAUAACCGCUGUUUUUGGUGAAAUAUGUAAAUAUAUGUAAG